Messenger RNA from Anolis sagrei ordinatus, 3145 nucleotides. RefSeq names its product actin related protein 1B (gene ACTR1B). NCBI's taxonomy places the organism in Eukaryota, Metazoa, Chordata, Lepidosauria, Squamata, Anolidae. The record is from RefSeq and is a predicted model, not a curated record.
UCUGGAGACGUGAGGGAGGUUAGGUUGCGCCGCGUCGGGUGGUGCCGUGGUGGUUGUUGCCGGGCGGAGCCGCCGCCUCUGACUGAAAACUCCUCGCCCUCGGCUCGGCCAGGCUCCGCGGCCCGGCCAUGGAGUCCUACGAUAUCAUCGCCAACCAGCCUGUGGUCAUCGACAACGGUUCAGGAGUGGUCAAGGCUGGCUUUGCUGGAGAUCAGAUCCCAAAAUACUGUUUUCCCAACUAUGUGGGCCGUCCAAAGCAUGUGCGGGUUAUGGCUGGUGCACUCGAAGGCGAUCUUUUCAUUGGACCUAAAGCAGAGGAACACAGAGGGUUGUUAUCCAUCCGGUACCCCAUGGAACAUGGCAUCGUUCGAGACUGGAACGACAUGGAGAGGAUCUGGCAGUAUGUUUACUCCAAAGAUCAGCUGCAGACGUUCUCAGAAGAGCAUCCCGUUCUCCUGACAGAAGCCCCUCUAAAUCCCAGCAAAAACAGGGAGAAGGCUGCUGAGGUGUUCUUUGAGACCUUCAAUGUUCCUGCUCUCUUCAUUUCCAUGCAAGCCGUCCUCAGCCUUUAUGCCACAGGUCGCACUACAGGCGUGGUGCUGGAUGCAGGGGAUGGAGUGACACACGCGGUGCCCAUCUACGAGGGCUUUGCCAUGCCCCAUUCCAUCAUGCGGGUGGACAUCGCUGGGCGGGAUGUCUCCCGCUACCUCCGCCUAUUGCUACGGAAAGAGGGCUAUGACUUCCACACCUCGGCUGAGUUUGAAGUGGUCAAGACAAUAAAGGAGAGAGCUUGCUACCUGUCCAUCAACCCUCAAAAGGAUGAGGCCUUGGAGACAGAGAAGGUGCAGUACACACUGCCUGAUGGAAGCACUUUAGAUGUUGGUCCAUCGCGGUUCCGAGCCCCUGAGCUGCUCUUCCAGCCGGACCUCAUAGGAGAUGAAAGCGAAGGAAUCCAUGAAGUGCUGGCAUUUGCCAUUCAGAAAUCUGACAUGGACUUGAGGCGAACGCUGUUUGGGAACAUUGUCCUAUCUGGGGGAUCAACACUCUUUAAAGGUUUUGGGGACCGGCUGCUCAGUGAAGUGAAGAAACUGGCUCCAAAGGAUGUCAAAAUCAAGAUCUCUGCUCCUCAAGAGAGAUUAUAUUCCACGUGGAUUGGCGGCUCUAUCUUGGCCUCCCUUGACACAUUCAAGAAAAUGUGGGUGUCCAAGAAGGAGUACGAAGAGGACGGCUCCCGGGCCAUUCACCGGAAGACCUUCUAGGGCAGGGGUCGGUGGCAGCGGCAAAGCGGCAGCGGUGGCAGCAGCAGCUGGUGUCUGUGGGCGACUCAUUUGGGUCUUGUCUUUUCUCUCUUAACCCUUUUUGGUCCAGGACUGCUUCUCCCUCCAUCAUUCCUUCCCUGCUGGUUGGGGCCUCUUCCUGCUUUCCUCCGGGGCCUCGCAGUUUCCUGUCUUAGUGCCCUGUCCAAUGCAUGUUGCUACCACACGCACACCCCCUUAGGAGGGAAGUGUGUAUAUAUUUUGAGGCCUUGGUUGCGGUGGUGGAAGGCAGCAGCGGCCCCAGCCAGAAAGGGAACUCCAACCUCCAUUCUGCCUUCUUCCGAUCGGUUCCAUAGUGAGGCUGCUGCUGUGACCCGGUCCUUGUCGUGCCUCUACACGGGUCGGGAGGCUACUUUCCUCGGAGGAAGCUGCCGUGUGCCUCCAUCUGCUCUGCAGGAAGCAGCAAAGGUCUGUGUGCUUUUUGAGGUUUAUGGAGGAAAUCUUGAACACUCACAUCUUGUCUCGUUGCCCCUUCCCUGUCCCCCAAAAAGAGCAAAGCCUGGUGCAACUGCAUGGCCCCUUAAAGCACCAAGGAGGACCGUAACGCCUCCAAAUGCUAUUGCCCUUCUUCCAUUACUCAGGGCUCUAAAUCCUCCUGGAUUUUGGUGAAGCCUAUAAGACAGGCCCUGCUUCUCAUGUACGGUCGGUGCCAAGCCGUUCCAGGGAGGAAUGAGCAAAUGUUGCUCCCAUUAGUUCCUCCGGGAGGCACUUUCUCUCCUUCUCCCAAUCCAAAGUAAAUUGGUGAAGGACAGGAUUAUACAAGGCAGUUUUCAGGAUCUCUGAAUAGGAGAGGCGUACCUAGGUUCAGCUGGGGAAACAGAGCAGGACAGGUUUUUUAAAAACUUCCUCCAGCUUCUCCCAUUUCAGGAGAGCAGUGUUUACAUGUCAUCCAGAACUUCUGGAUUGGAGGAAGGCAGGCUCCUGUUACUUUACACUGGAUGAGGCAGGAGUAGCAGUUUGGGUUUUAGGACCCUCUUUCUUCACCUGUUUUCUCUGGAUCUGCUCCAUCAUGGAAUGAAAGUUGGCUAAGUGAGAGCAGACUUGGAUGGUUGCAUCUAAGGGGUGUUUGGAAGAGUGGGCGAAAGCUCUGCCUCCCCAGUGCUUUCUCCCGUUUUGGCUCUUGUAGAAAUGGUGUGGGCUGAGCAUUAAAUGCCCAGUUUAGCUCUUCUUUCCUUGUUUGACAAGGGAUUUUCCCUGGCAACCGGCCCUCUUCUUGGACUGGCCUUCUGUCCAACCCCUUUCCUCUCCAUCUCCCCUCUGAGGCGGUGUCUCCCUUUGUUUACACUCAACUCUGGAAAUAAAAAACAUUGUCCCAGGCUCCAUAUUCCAUCGCUGGGUACAAAUUCCCCUUUAAAGAAGAAAAUAAGGUUCAGCGGUCUUUGGUAGACAGUGAGGACAAACCCAAGCAAGAUGGUUUCGAAGUCCAUCUGGGGUCUUUACGGCACCCAAUGAACACAGCAGCUGAGAGUCUGGAAGACCUCUGUUCUUCAUUCCCUCCUCACUCCAGACAUUUUUUGCAGAGAUGGUGGUCUCAACCUUGGACUGGAAAGGGUUAAUUUUUUUAAUGGAAAACUCUUAAUUUAAAAGGAACCCCCUGCUGGGGAGUAAGGCUUGUGUGGUUCCACUCCCCCAAAGCGUGUAUGUAUAUUGGCUUCUCCCAUGUUAUCCACCUUCAGUGAUCUAUACCAAACGGAGGCAAGACCACCCCCCUCCCCUGCAGAAAAAAGGAACCACCUCUCUGGGCUGCAAUGUACAAUAAUUUAACACAGUUGCCUGUAUUUUUAUUUUGUAAAUUCAUUAUAGUAAUAAUUAUAAAUUAACAGCCAGUG